Molecule: messenger RNA, 1110 nt
Organism: Teleopsis dalmanni
Lineage: Eukaryota; Metazoa; Arthropoda; Insecta; Diptera; Diopsidae
Product: endothelin-converting enzyme homolog
Exons: 2
Coding region: 22-1089 (355 amino acids)
Biological process (GO): protein processing
Cellular component (GO): plasma membrane
Molecular function (GO): metalloendopeptidase activity
Source: RefSeq, a predicted model, not a curated record
CUUAAAAAGAAGGAAUUCCAAAUGGAGUACUGUCUCAUGGAUACACAGUACACUUUUCGAUUUUUGAUCGAUAAGCUUUAUUUAAAGAAAUAUUUUAAUGAGCGAAUAAAAACUGAAGUUACAACAUUAGUGAAAGAAAUACAGAAAAGUGUACGCCAACAAAUAGAACAAGCAGAAUGGUUAGAUGAAAAAACACGCACUGAAGCUUUAUUAAAAGAAUCCACAAUACAAUCACGAAUUGGAAAUUUCGAUGAUCCGAUUAUGUCUGAACGUCUUAUUCGCCAAAUAAAUAACUUAACUUUUGAGCUAGACAGCUACGAGCAAAACAACUUAAACUUAAAGAAAUUUAGAUCAUUUAUGAACCGAUAUCUUGGUCUACAUAAUGAAGACAUUCAUAAUGAAACAAAGCCUCUUGAAGCUUUAAUAGGAAUGCAAGUCAAUGCUUUUUACUAUCAUAUCGACAAGUCUAUAUAUAUAAUGGCUGGUAUUUUACAUCCGCCAGUUUAUCAUAAAUCCUGGCCGAAUUCUUUGAAAUUCGGUACAUUAGGUUAUCUUGUGGGUCAUGAGUUUACACACGGUUUUGACACAGUUGGCGCACUGUUCGAUAGCAAUGGUGACCAACGAUAUUGGUGGACGGAGGAAACUGAAGAAGUAUUCAAUAAUCGAACAGAUUGUUAUGAACAACAUUUUAAUGACUACUUGAUACCAGAAAUAAAUCGCACAAUUAACGGAUAUCUAACCAAAGAUGAAAAUAUAGCAGAUAAUGGUGGACUUCGUGCCGCACUUAAUUCGUACCGCAAAUAUAUGAAAGAAUUGAAUAAGGAAGGUGAUCUGAUGACAACAUUUAAAGAUGAAGACAUGCCUGGUCUAAAUUUAUCACCAGAACAAGUGUUCUUUGUAGGAUUUGCACAAUUGUAUUGUGCGUCGUAUAAAGAAGAACACUAUUGGAAAGAACUUAUCGAUGAUCACCCUAUGGACAAAUAUAGAGUUUUGGGUACACUAAGUAAUAUGGAAGAUUUCUCUAAGGUUUAUGAGUGUCCUCUGGGUAGUAACAUGAAUAAGAAAGAAGAAAAAUGUAGAAUUUGGUAAAAUGUUUUUAAUAGAUUUGGU